AUGGUGCGGGUCCGAGCCGUGGUGAUGGCCCGAGAUGACUCCAGUGGGGGCUGGCUGCCUGUGGGGGGCGGGGGCCUCAGCCAGGUGAGCGUUUGUCGGGUCCGAGGGGCCAGGCCCGAGGGGGGGGCCCGCCAGGGGCACUACGUCAUCCACGGGGAGCGGCUUCGGGACCAGAAAAUCACCUUGGAGUGUACCCUGAGGCCAGGUUUGGUUUACAACAAAGUGAACCCUAUCUUCCACCACUGGAGCCUGGGUGACUGCAAGUUUGGGCUGACGUUUCAGAGUCCUGCUGAGGCCGAUGAAUUCCAGAAGGGUCUUCUAGCUGCGCUGGCUGCACUCAGCCGAGGCUCACUCACUCCCUCCUCUUCCUCUUCCUCCUCCUCCCCUUCCCAGGACACUGCAGAGACCCCCUGCCCUCUGACGUCCCAUGUAGAUAGCGACUCCUCCUCCAGUCACAGCCGCCAGGAAACUCCUCCCACAGCUGGCGCACCACCCAUCGUCACCGUGGAGUCAACAACUGCCUUCUCACCGGCCACUCCCCCACAACAGCGCCGCUCCUCUGCUCAGAGCUACCCUCCGCUUCUACCGUUCACUGGUAUUCCAGAAGCCUCAGAGUCUCUAGCCGGGGCAGGGAGCCAGGGCUGGGGCGGCCGUGGCUAUGAGGACUACCGGCGAUCUGGACUACCUGCACCUCUUCCCCUGUCUACCUGCGUUGUGGGCUUCGUCAAGACUGGUGCAUUGAGGGGUGCAGCCCUGGGUCCCCCAGUGUCACUUCCUGCCCCUCUCACUGAGGCUGCACCCCCAGCACCCCCUGCUCGUCCACCCCCGGGUCCGGGCCCCAUCUCUGCUCCAGCCAAGGCCUCCCCUGAGGCCGAGGAGGCUGCACGUUGUGUGCACUGCCGAGCACUCUUCCGCCGCCGAGCGGAUGGGCGUGGUGGCCGCUGCGCAGAGGCCCCGGACCCAGGUCGCCUGCUAGUGCGCAGGCUCAGCUGCCUGUGGUGCGCCGAGAGCUUGCUGUACCACUGCCUGUCGGACGCCGAGGGCGACUUCUCAGACCCGUGUGCUUGUGAGCCGGGCCACCCACGCCCUGCUGCACGCUGGGCCGCUCUGGCUGCACUGUCUCUGGCAGUGCCCUGCCUCUGCUGCUAUGCGCCCCUGCGCGCCUGUCACUGGGUUGCAGCACGCUGUGGCUGUGCUGGCUGCGGGGGUCGUCAUGAGGAGGCUGCUCGGUGAGGAUCCUUGGGCUGGUUUGAAAAUCGGCCUGAAGACCCAAAAUGGAGGAUCCAGGACCCUGAACUCCAUACGAACCUAAAACCCAAAUUUAGGUACGUCUGGAACUUGGAGCUUGAAUGGAUUUGAGAAAUCCCAGAUCUGGUACCUGGAAACCAAACUUAGCACUAAGAUCCCAUACCCAGCUUCAUCAGGAUGUCUGUCAUGCGUACCCAGGAGUCCUGAAUUCUGGAUUCUCCCUCCCUCUUCCCCACUGAGGAGAUUCUCCAAACAUCUAAGAGGGCCCAGGAGCUCACACCCCUAAGACCCAGGGUCCUUGGACCCCGACUCUGUCUAAAUACCUAACCCAGACUCCAGGUCAUACUUGACAUUGUAAGCACUCAUAUUACAGCCCCCAAAUUAGUCAGGAGCUGCUAAAAACCUGACCCUUUAUCAAAUGACUUAGACCUUGAGACCAGAACCACCAGAAAACUGUCCCUGGAUUUUCACCUGAGACCUGCUAUGCCUACAACUGAAUGUUCUUAUAGCCCCAGGACCCGAAAACACCAAAUCCUCCUGGGUUUGAGACACCAGGAUGGUUUGGGCUCACCACAUACUGACCUGAAUUCAGUCUACCCACUCCCGAGAGUCCACUGAUCUCACCAUCCGUUCAUGUGCAAGUGACUCAGACCCCCUCGAUCCCCAGACUUAAGAUGCACCAGGUCAUCAGAUAGCCCCAAACACGAGGUGUUUUCUGACCAAACUAACUUGGGAGGCCCUUUUCAGAGCUCAGCAAGGUCCAGAUAUCAGACAUCAAGAUGCCCUGGGAGCCAGGGCCUGAACACCUACCUGUCCCUCAAGUUUUUGAGAACUUGGGUCUCACAGAUGGUCCCCUCAGAUGUAAGGUUGAAGGCCACCAACACUUUGACCCCCAAUGCACUGGUUUCAAGCGCUUGGAUAGCCUUCCAGUUUCCUUGGGGCCUGAAUUUUAAGAACCCAAAUGUAGAGACAUUAGUUUCCUUCUCCCUGCAUUCCCCAAUCCCCUUCCAUCUGGGUGGGAGCUGGGAUCUCAGAAGAUGCGGUGGUCAUGGUAACCCAGGCCUCUCAUCCCUUGACUCUCAGCUCUAGAGCAAUUCCAAGGUCUAAGAGCACUGGGUCUAAGACUCUGAGAUACCAAUCGACAUCUAGGUGCAGGAUUCAAACCCCCACAAUCUUGAUUGCUUUUGGCCUGAGACCUUGGUCCCUCUAUACCAGAGACACUCAGAAACAAAAUGCCCCAGGGCCUGCAUCUUUAGAUGCCAGAUUUUCUUGAAUUCAAAGCACUUCGAGACUGAUGAAGCCCCUAGAUACCUCACCACCGGAUCCCCCUGAGUUCUGCCAUCCCAAGGGCCAUAAGACCGCCAAGUCCCAGCAACACCAAUUGCCACUUUAUCCUGGGGGGACACUUGAACCAGUGCGAAUUCAGAUUGCUGGAAUCCUGGACCACUCAGUAGAGCCUCUAGAGCCUGGCAUUGCCACAGAGGAUUGUACAAAGUUGCUAAGCAGAGGCUGGCAGCUGCAGGGGUCAAGCAAGGACAUCAGAGGGAGGCUUCCCCUUCUCUGCUUGGCACAACAGUACCUUUCGAGUUGGCUUUUGCUCCACAGAAGCCCCCAUCACCCCUAACCUUGAAGAUCUCCCUGCUGCAACCCCUAGUUUGUUCAGGUUCAUCUCUUGUCAGCCUCUUCUCUCUCAGUUGGGAGUAGCUCUGGAAAGCCCAGCACCCUUCCAUGGCACUCCUCAUGCUUUUCUUCUGGAGAAGAGGGGGGUGUCCCACUGUACAUAGGAUCUGGCGUCCUAGAUAGAGAAACCAAGGUCUCCCAGCCAGGACAGUCUCGAUGGUUUAAUGGGCUUAGGACUACAUCUGGCCCUAAGUACCUGGGAAUGUGCACUUACCCAUUGCUCAUUAUCCAGGUUUGGGUGGCCUUGUGGGGACUCAAGGGAUUAAUAUUUGUGUCACUUUCUUUAAAUUAUUAACUAUUUAUUGUAUCCGGAACCUGUGAUUCAGCUCUCCCAACCAGACCCUGGGAUGGGUGAGAGAAAUGGGGACAGGGGGUGUCCCUCCCAUCCCCACUCUGUCCAGCUCUCAUCACUGUCAGACCCACCAGAGCUGAGGGCGGAGGAACUGGGGACUGGGGCAGCCUGGGUCCCCCAUUCCCCUCUCUGUGCCUCGGUCUCCCCCCUUCCAUGGUGAGUGGGGGGAAGCUCCAUUCUUAACCUACCUCGUAUUGGGAAGGGGUGGGAUGGGGGACCAGAGUGCUGUAUGGUGCUGUGAGAUCUUCUGAUUAAGCAGCGGGGACUGGGGAAGGUUCCCAGGUCCCCCUCUCCCAGGUCCCCAACCCUGUUCCCUGCUGACACCCACCUCUGAUCCAUGAUUACCUUUCAUUGCCCCCAUAUCUGGGGUGCGUGGAGGGCUGAACCCUGGGAGCCAGGAAGACCUCAGACCCUGGAGCCCCCAAUUUUCCAACUGCUUGCCCCUCAGAUUGGAUGCUUGCCCCCCAGAAUUUGGGGGAGGCAUGCCAACAUUUAUCUUCCUGAUCUUGAUUCCAAGCCAGUCUGUGACCUCAGUAUUGUGUCAGCGCAGGCUGAAGCGGAGGGAGAAUGGGGCCCAAAGACCCAGUCUUGGCAUUGGGGGAGGGGGACUUGAGAUCUGCUCCAAAAAAUGUCUGUGACAGUG
Messenger RNA from Myodes glareolus (Bank vole), 3923 nucleotides. RefSeq names its product sprouty related EVH1 domain containing 3 (gene Spred3). Gene Ontology annotation, cellular component: membrane. Gene Ontology annotation, biological process: multicellular organism development; negative regulation of MAPK cascade. Lineage: Eukaryota; Metazoa; Chordata; Mammalia; Rodentia; Cricetidae. Gene Ontology annotation, molecular function: protein kinase binding. The record is from RefSeq and is a predicted model, not a curated record.